Messenger RNA from Spinacia oleracea (spinach), 5518 nucleotides. RefSeq names its product F-box/kelch-repeat protein At3g23880-like. The transcript has a single exon. The coding region runs from base 4159 to 5265 and encodes 368 amino acids. The record is from RefSeq and is a predicted model, not a curated record. NCBI's taxonomy places the organism in Eukaryota, Viridiplantae, Streptophyta, Magnoliopsida, Caryophyllales, Amaranthaceae. Gene Ontology annotation, molecular function: protein binding.
UAGAAUUCAAAAGUAGCUAUUUUGAUAAAUAAAAUUUUAAAAGUAGCCAGUUUGGUAAAAGAUCCGAAUUUUAACUCUCCAACAUUGUUUUUGUUUCUUUGGUUCUACUACGACGAGUUCCCACUGCCUUCGACGAGUGGACUAAUCUCUCGCGGGAGUUUGUAUGGGUAUUUCGAUGGGCAGCAUCCCUCCCAGUUGAGAUUUAUUCCAUACCCAAGAAUCGAACCCGAGACCUUGGUUUAGAAGCAAGAGACCAUUAACCACUCAUGCCAACCUCAAUCGAUAACUAUCCAACAUUGUGAUAAACCUAAGGUAGCUUGAGAAAGCUAGUUCACAUGCGGCUUGUGAGUCUGCAUGUGACUCAUGUGAAGUUGGUUGUUGAGCUAGAAAUUGGUAUCGCAAAGCUUUUAAUUCGUUUAAGUUUAACCUGCUCAAAUUCUCCAAUUAAUUUAACUAACAAAAAAAAAUUCUCCAUAUUAUAUUAUAAAUAAUAAGGCCUACUCAUGGUAUUGUGCAGUUAUGUGGUGUUGUGCUAAGACUCCUUGCUAAUAAAGUAUGGUGUAUGUACUUAAACCAACCAAAGUUGUUGGUGAACUCAAUUUCUUGUGAAUCGGAGGUUAGAAGGUCGUACCCUUGUAAAAAUGUGUGUUAUAUGCAGGUCACAUGCUAAUAUAUAGAAGUUGUUUGGUUAGUAAAAAGGGUCAUGAAAACGGUAACAAACAACUGAAAGUGUUUGGUUUGAUUGUACAAGUAACCCACCAAUGAUUUCUUAGCCUUGUGGAUAAGACUGAGAGUUUGUGUACGAUAGAUCUCAGGUUCAAAUCUACUCUCAUAUUUGUAAUUUAUUAUUGUCUUUAUGGCUCAUGUGCAACAAAACAAAAAAGUCAAAAGGGAAAAAGGUCACAAAAUACACCUUCCCUCUCAGCUCCUUCCUUCCUGGUUUUCUUUUAGAUCUCAAAAAAUCAUUAAUUCUUUUGCCAUUUUCUUCUCAAUUUGUUAUUUUCAUCAUCUUUGGUUUAGAAAAUCAAUUUCUUUCUAUUCUUUGGAUUUGGCGAUAAAUUUCUACAAUAAUUUCUCCAAAGUUGACUGUUUUCCUUUUGAUAUUGUUGGUUCGUCAGUGUUUGGUUGUCUUUUAUGGAUAUGUUCAAAAUUGAAGUAUUUUUGGGUUCAGACUGUCGCAAUAGCUUCUUCAAUGGUUGGCGUUUAGGAAAUUGGAGAAGUUGUUGUCCCGUUUGUAGUCGACUACGACUUAGGUAGCCUUGUUAGUGGUUUUGCAUUGAAAGACGGGGUUUUUCGGGGUCUAUUUUGAGUAGCUUUUCCAUUAAUUUUCCAUGUUUGUGUAAGGGUCUUAAAGGCAGAGUAGUGAAUGUAGUACUCCCUCCGUCCCUUAAUACUCGAUCCGUUUUGAUUUUUUGCACUAUCCACAUAAUUAACUUUGACCCUAUUUUAUUUCUAGUGUAUGAAAACAAAUGUUAGUAUAUAAUAUAUUGUUGGCUUCGUUUUAAUAUAUAUUUUCAAAAUAUUAAUAUUUUUAUAAAUGUAGUUAAAGAAAUUGGUGGUCAAAGUUGUGCAUUGGCAAGCGUGUCCGGUCAAAACAGGUCAAAUAUUAAGGGACAGAGGAAAUACUACGUAAUGGCUAGAACUUUUGAUUCUAUAUGAUUAAGCCUAUAUCAAAAAAAAAAAAUGACAACCGAGUCUGUGUUAUUAUUGAUAACCUUGGUGAUAUUUUCCCCCAACUCUAGGUCUACACCACUGUUACCUAAUUCGCUAGUAUGAGAUUGGGUACGGGAUCGCAAUUUUCUACCUACGUUGCUAAGUUAGACCAAAAUUGUACCAUUCUCAUGUUGUAAUUCGCCUUUUCGAUUCGCGGUUCCCGAGAUAAUUAGAGAAUUAGGUAACACUGGUCUACACACAAGAAUCAAAGUUGUUUCGAAUGUUGUUUCCUAUGCUGAGACAGUUUGACCUGUGAUGGGUGAGGAAGUUACUGCAUGAUGCCAAGUUUCUUAGUGUUUUGCGGGAGGAGUCUUAACUUUACUCUGCCUCCUAUGAAAAAAUCACAGCCACAAGUUGCCUAUGUUGUUUAUGUAGUAUGAGAAGGUUGAUAUUAGGUAUGAAUAUGGUGUAGGUAUUCGAACCGAUAGCAUUACCAAAUUUGAUAAUCAAUAACCAAUAAUGUUUAAAUUGAUAUCCAUGAACCGAAUCGUUAAGUAUGGGUAUCCAAAUUUUCGGAUCGGAUACCUGUCCGGCAUCUGUUAUGAUGUCCGAUUGAAAAAAAAUUGAUUUUAUAACUAGAUUAUUGCAAUAUCAUUCAACACUAAAUGUCAACAUUAUUACUAUAUAAUAAAAUUACAAUUCACUCAAAUUAUCCCUUACUUAUUAAUAUUUAAGAUUUUAAGAUCUUGGGAAACAGCAUUUAAAUUGGGAAAAACUUAAAAAUACGACUUAUCGGAUCGUUAUCUAUUACACCGUUAUUUAUAAAAUGAUAUCGUUAAACGUAUACAAUACCCGAAUUUCAGAACGGGUACCCAAACCGAUAACCAUCCACUUUUCGGAUUGGAUGCCGAAUGUAUGUUAGUAUAAUCUUAUUAAUGUAAAUAAUGUUUGUAAUGUACUACGUAAGUCAAAGAAAAUAAAAUAGUUAGCAUAUUAGGCGUGAUUAAUUGUUCAGCUCGUCUCCUGUGAGACCUGUCACACCAUCAACUUGAGGGUGUGACGAGCGGGAAACCAAUAGCGUACUUCCCCUAAAACUAAAAAAAAAAAAAAAAAAAAGUAACAGAUAGAUCUAAACUAUAGAAGUAACAUACCUAAACUAAAAAAGUACCUCCUCUAAAAUUAAAAAAAAAAAAAGAAAAAAAAAGUAACAUGUCUAAACUAUAGAAGUAACCUACCUAAACUAAAAAUGUACCUCCCCUAAAACUAUUCCGUAUAAAAAAAAAGUAACAUGUCUAAACUAUAGAAAUAACAUACCUAAACUAAAAAAGUACCACAUCUAAAUUAUAAAAAUAAAAAAAAAUAAAAAAAAAGUAACAUGUCUAAACUAUAGAAGUAACAUACAUAAACUAAAAAAAUACCUCCUCUAAAAUUAUUAAAAAAAAGGAACAUGUCUAAACUAUAGAAUUAACAUACCUAAAUUCGCAAGUGUGAACUGGUUUCACCAUCAGUUGAUGGUGAGGACAGUCUCAUAUAAGAAUUUAGGUUAAUUGUUAGCCGAUUUCACGCAAUAAUAUUCUCAUUGUAUUAGGUAUACUACUUCCAUUUCAGAAAGUUAUUUAUAGUUACUAUUUGCACGGACUCCAGUGCAAUAUUUAACUACUAAUAUAUUCAAUUUCGUAUGUGGAAAAUUUAUAAAAAGUUGAUAUUCUGAAAAUACAUACCGAGACUAAUCUAACAAGAUCUUAUCACUACAAGAAAUUGUACUAUUAACGACGGGAAAUCCCGUCGCGAAAGGCCAAUAAUCGUUGAUUAACGACGGGAUUUCCUGUCGCGAACCCGUCAUAAAAGGGGGCCGUCGUUAAUAGGAAUCCCGUCGUAAAUCCGUCGUAAACCCGUCGUAAAAGACAUUUGCGACGUUUAUUCCCGUCAUUGUUUGGUUGUUAGCCCCGUCGCAAAAGGCUUUUGCGACGGGAUUUUUGACCCGUCGUAAAUAGGUUGUCGUUAAAGAUACAAAUUCUUGUAGUGUAUAUGUAACGUUUUGAUAUAUAUAAUAGUGAGAACUUACGGUCAAAGUUUUCAUAUUUUAGACACAUAUUCCUAAUCGUAAAAAGAACUUUCAGAAACGGAGAAAGUAUAUUGGAAAGUCAGUAAUCCAAAACCUAUUAGUGGAACGAAAGAAAUUAUACCCUUUUGAGAAAUUGUUGCAAACGGCAGUUUCUUACAAAAAAUCCAUUUAACAUAAACCUCCAACUCAUCAACAUAACGCCGUAAUGGUUAUUCGAAUUAAGAUUUUCCUAAUUCUAAACGUCCAACAAAUUAAAGACUUUCAAGAAAUUGUAUUUGUGUAGGAUUGUGUAUCCUAAUUCUAAACGCAUUACAGUAUUACUCUUCUCGUAUAAAUACUCUGCCAUGAUUAUUAAUAAUCUCAAAGCAAACCCCUAAUUAAUAUUUACAUAAACGCAUAAAAUCCCUACGUCUAUCGAUUAUAUUCUUUAAGUAUCAAAUAUGGUGGUCGAAGGAGGAAGAUGGAAGAUUGCUGCAAAUUAUGAUAUAAUAAUUGAUGGGUGCUUACCUCCUGAGCUAACACUUGAAAUCUUGCUUCGAUUACCGGUAAAAUCAUUGCUAAAUUUCAAAUUAGUAUGCAAAUCAUGGAAUUCCCUCAUCUGCAGUCCCGAUUUCAUAAAAUCUCAUACACGCAAUUCAAACAACCCGUCCUUAACCUUGUUAUAUGAUCGAGAUUUUAUGGAACUUUAUUCUCUAAACCCUACUGUAUCACAGGUAGACCUUACUCCCCAGUACUAUCCGUAUUCUGAAUUUAUUGGAUCAUGUGAUGGGCUUAUAUGCAUAUAUUCGCCACGCAAAGAAUGCAUCUACAUCUUAAACCCUCUCACCAACGAAACCAAGAAAAUUUCAACCCCGUACCAUGAACCAGACCGUAUGAUUCGUGUUUCAUGGUUCGGGUUCGAUCCCUCGAUCAAUGACUAUAUGAUUUGGUUAGUAGUUGGCAUACGAAAACGAAACCUAAGAAUCCAUGUAUAUUCAACGAAGGAUGAUAAUUGGAGAGAAUUAGAUACUAGUGUUUUUAUAUUCAUCGAUGAUUGCAUGUUUUGGGGAAUGAAUGUGGUGGUAAUGAAUGAGACAUUGCAUUGCUGGUUGGGCAAUGAUUACAACAACUUCAUGGUUAAAUAUAAUUUAGUCAAAGACAUUAUCGAGAUCGAGCGGAUUAAUUUGAAUUAUAAUCAAGAUAUUAAGUAUAGUAAUGAACCAUCCAUUGGUAUUCUUCAAGACUCAAGUCUCUGCCUUUGUAAGGUUAAUGGCAUUAAUGGGGUGAUGGAUGUUUGGAAGUUAGAUCAAUAUAGCAACUCGGAUUUUUGGAACAAAUUGUUUCGCCUUGAUUUGGGGUUACCGAAAUUUGUUACUCUUCUGGGAUUCACAUCUAAUGGGAGAAUUUUGGUAAAGUCAUCCUCCUAUGAACUUGUGCUUGUCGAUCCGAAUCAAAAUCCACCUCUUCAAGUGAGACUAGGAACUAUAGAUUAUCAUAAUGAUAGAUGUAGGUCAUUUGAUUUGUUGGAUUAUUCGGAGAGUCUUGUUUCUCCGUUUUCAUUGCCUUAGACAAGACUCCAAAUUGCAAUCUGUUGAGAAUAAUGUGUUUAUAUAUCCUGAAAAAUAGAAUAUCGUUUGUGGUAGAAUUAUGUUAUAUUUUUAACUAUAAGAUAUCUAUUACUAUAUACUAAAAGAGACACCGGGAAUGACACGUGUCAAUUCCUGGUGCGAUUUUUUCCCGCCAAAACCACUUUCCCAAAAAACAUGUAUCUGUUUUAUUUUAUUUUUAUUCUCUACCUUUUUCAUAAGCAAUUUAUGUAUG